GCACCAGGCGACGGGGUGAUGGGCUGCCGAGCAGGACAAAAUCACAGCCAAGUCGGAGUCAAUUUAAAGCUUUCUAUAUAAAGACAAAGUUUUUUCAGUAAUUGCUUUAGACGAUUGCAAUAAGACCAAAAUAGCCUUUGAGGAUUGCAGCAAGACCAAAAAAACCUUUGCCAAAGAUGACUUCUACGUACAAUAUUAACAAGAACCUCGCCCAAAUGUUGAAGGGAGGGGUGAUUAUGGAUGUUACCAAUGUCGAAGAAGCAGUUAUUGCUGAAAAAGCUGGGGCUGUUGCCGUGAUGGCAUUAGAAAAGAUUCCAAGUGAUAUGAGAAAAUCGGGCCAAGUGUGUAGAAUGUCUGAUCCAAAGAUGAUCAAGGACAUUAUGAAUGCCGUUUCAAUUCCAGUUAUGGCCAAAGUUAGAAUUGGACAUUUAAUUGAGGCCCAGCUUUUGGAAAGUUUGGGAAUUGAUUAUAUUGAUGAAUCAGAGGUAUUAACUCCGGCAGAUAGAACUUAUCAUAUUGAUAAGACCCAAUAUAAGGUUCCAUUUGUUUGUGGGGCCAAGGAUUUGGGUGAAGCCUUAAGAAGAAUUAACGAAGGAGCAGCAAUGUUAAGAACCAAAGGAGAAGCUGGGACCGGGGAUAUUUCAGAAGCAGUUAAACACAUUAGGCAAAUCAAGGGAGAAAUUGAUUUGAUUUUGGCUAAUAAAACUGAUACAAACUUCUUGACUGAUAAAGCAAUUGAGUAUCGUAUACCAGUCAAAUUACUUGAGGACUUGAUUGAGAAGAAUGGGAAAUUCCCCGUUGUUAAUUUUGCAGCUGGUGGAGUUGCCACUCCAGCAGAUGCUGCAUUAUGUAUGAAAUUAGGUAUGGAAGGUGUUUUCGUUGGUAGUGGGAUUUUUAGAUCUUCAAAUCCCGAAAAAUUGGCAAAAGCCAUUGUGAAUGCAACUACUCAUUACGAUGAUCCCGCCAAAGUAUUGGAAUAUUCUACUGAUUUGGGUGAAAUGAUGCCUGGUGUUAGUGUUAGUGGCUUACAACUUCAAGAUAGAUUAUCGACUAGAGGUUGGUAAACAUGAUUAAAACUAAGAUAUAUAUAUAUGUAAAACAAA
Messenger RNA from Hyphopichia burtonii NRRL Y-1933, 1103 nucleotides. It is a transcript of the gene SNZ1, whose product is annotated as pyridoxine biosynthesis protein. The record is from RefSeq and is a predicted model, not a curated record. Gene Ontology annotation, biological process: pyridoxine biosynthetic process; amino acid metabolic process; pyridoxal 5'-phosphate biosynthetic process. The transcript has a single exon. Bases 177 to 1064 code for a protein of 295 amino acids. Gene Ontology annotation, molecular function: amine-lyase activity. Lineage: Eukaryota; Fungi; Ascomycota; Pichiomycetes; Serinales; Debaryomycetaceae.